GCUGCACCGUCCACUGCACACUGACCUCUGACCUGACUGUGCAAGGAACAGUGCAUUUCGCUAUUUUCCUGCCGUUUUUCUUGAAUUUUGCGCGUUUUGAGGCAAAAUGGGCGAUCCCGGCCCGGUGGCCGGAGACGGGGACAGCGACGACGCCGGGUUCGCUGAAGGUGACAUUGAAGAGGUGAUAGAACUUGAGGGGCCGGAAGCAGACGACGCUCUUGCAGACGAGAUUGACGAGAUAGACCUGGGUAACUAUGGUGACGGUUACCAAGGUGACGAGGGUGCGGAGGGUGACAUGGAGAUGAUGACGGACGAUGCAGAUGUUGUCUUCAGUAAACACAUCGGCUCUGUGUUCUGUAUAGGGCUGGACCGUACCACUCAGUCGCUGGCGGUUACAGGGGGGGAGGAUGACAAGGCUUACGUGUGGAGGCUGGGGGAUGGGGAGGUUCUGAUGGAGUGUGGAGGUCACAAGGACUCUGUGACCUGUGCGUGCUUCAGCCACAACUCGGCGCUGGUUGCCACGGGCGACAUGGGCGGGCUGGUGAAGGCCUGGGACGUGAACAGCCGGGAGCAGGUCUGGGAGUUCGAGGUCUCCGACUUGGAGUGGCUGGACUGGCACAUGGCAGCUCCGGUCCUGUUCGCGGGGACGGUGGACGGAGACGUCUGGAUGUGGAAGGUUCCGAGCGGAGACUGUAAGACGUUUCAAGGUCACGGGUGUCAGAGCACGGCCGGCAAGGUCAUGCCAGAUGGUAAGCGACUGUCUGUUGGGUACGAGGAUGGGACAGUCAAGGUGUGGGACCUGAAGCAGGGCGCGGCUCUGCACACUUUCUCAGGUCACCAGGGUCAUACGGGGGCAGUGACCUGUAUGGACUGUCACCAUGACAACGUGCUGGUGAUGUCAGGAGCGACAGAUGGGACCGCCAGGAUCUGGAACUCUGCAGCUGGAAAGUGUGUAUCAGGUUACACAACGGGACCAGAGACCGGUGGGGAUGAGGACGCCAACUCUGUUGAGGCAGUGGGGCUCAGCAACAGCCAACCCCUGGCAGCAGUGGGCUCGCUGAACGGCACCCUGGGAGUGUGGGACAUCCCGACUGGGGUACAGAGACACAAGUGCAGCCACCCUGGUGGUAUAGUCCGCCUGGCGUGGGCGGAGUCGGGUUACCUGCUGUACACCAGCUGUCUGGACGGCGUGACCAGAAUUUGGGACAGCCGAACCGGCGCGACCGUGCAGCAGCUGACCGGUCACUCCGAGGAGAUACUGGACAUGGCCGUCAGCAGGGACGGAAGCGUUGUCCUGACGUCAUCCGGAGACAACACAGCUCGAGUUUUCAAUCUGCAGAAACCUGAGCGGUAACACCGCCCUGCACACCCCCGCCACACAGUGGAACAUGCCACAGUAUUCUGCACUUAUUAUAUCAUGGAUCAGUCCACCUGAAGAAGAAGGGGGGCUUAACUGGGGUGCAAUAACAACACCCCUCAACAAGUCUGAAGGACUCAAUGAAUUAAUAACCUUUAAAAGGGUUGAAAUAAAAUUUUAUUUUAUUGCAAAAUGUUAAGUUUUUACUUAUUGUAAGAAUGAUAUAACAUACAGUAACUUAAUUUCUUGCAUGGUUCAUCAGAUAUUCCAAUCGCUGAUGAUAGUGUAGGCACUUCUGAUGACUCAGGUCUGUCCUGGUACCUUUACUAUUGGGUAACACCCAGAGCAUCGGAUGGCAAAUCUUGUUGCCAUGUGUACAUUCCCUGGUGUUUGAGCUAACAACAGAACAGUCUAGAAUGAGAUAAAUGUUUCAGACAAGCCUAAGGAGGUUACGUUAACCUCCUUGGACAGCUUUUACCAUAAUCAUGUACAUUGUACACAAGAGAAAGCCAUUAAAAUGCAUCAUCGUGCCAAGG
Messenger RNA from Branchiostoma floridae (Florida lancelet), 1893 nucleotides. Its product is annotated as angio-associated migratory cell protein-like. Gene Ontology annotation, molecular function: protein binding. The coding region runs from base 107 to 1354 and encodes 415 amino acids. The record is from RefSeq and is a predicted model, not a curated record. The transcript has 11 exons. Lineage: Eukaryota; Metazoa; Chordata; Leptocardii; Amphioxiformes; Branchiostomatidae.